AUGUUUCUGCUCCUCCUGCUGAGCUUUGCACUGUCCCCCAGAGUAGAAGGAGGCGAGAUCAUUGGGGGGCAUGAGGCCAGGCCCCACUCCCGACCCUACAUGGCAUAUCUGAAUACCUACAAUAAGAACUCUGGUCAAAUGUUUCAGUGUGGAGGGUUCCUGAUUCGAAAGGACGUGGUGCUGACUGCCGCCCACUGCCAUGAGAGCUUAAUCAAUGUGACUCUGGGUGCCCACAACAUCCAACAGCCUGAGGAGACCUGGCAGAAGAUCUCUGUGCUCAAAACCAUCCUCCACCCCAAUUUUAAGUAUAAAAAAUUUUCCAAUGACAUCAUGUUGCUGAAGCUACAAAGAAAUGCCAGAUUGACUAAGGAAGUGGGACUCCUCAAGCUGCCAGACUCCCAAAUCCAAAUGAGGCCAGGACAGGUGUGCAGUGCAGCUGGCUGGGGGAAGGUUAAACCUAAAGCUAAUUUAUCAGACCGACUUUUGGAGGUGGAGAUGAUUGUGCAAGAGAAUGCCAAGUGCAAACGUCGUUAUAGAAAUUAUAAUGGAACCACUCAGCUGUGCAUAGGGGACCCCAAGGAGAGAAAGGGUACCUUGAUGGGAGAUUCCGGGGGUCCUCUUGUGUGCAACAAUGUGGCCCAAGGCAUCAUCUCCUAUGGAAAGAAAAAUGGAAAACCACCCCGUGUCUGUACCAGAAUCACCAAUUUCCUGCCCUGGAUAAAGAACACCCUGAGAAAGAUGUAA
This is a messenger RNA of Suncus etruscus (white-toothed pygmy shrew), 744 nucleotides long. Its product is annotated as granzyme B-like. Bases 1 to 744 code for a protein of 247 amino acids. The transcript has 5 exons. Gene Ontology annotation, cellular component: intracellular membrane-bounded organelle; cytoplasm. The record is from RefSeq and is a predicted model, not a curated record. NCBI's taxonomy places the organism in Eukaryota, Metazoa, Chordata, Mammalia, Eulipotyphla, Soricidae. Gene Ontology annotation, molecular function: serine-type endopeptidase activity. Gene Ontology annotation, biological process: proteolysis.